Messenger RNA from Brassica oleracea var. oleracea, 816 nucleotides. RefSeq lists its product as uncharacterized. The transcript has a single exon. Gene Ontology annotation, molecular function: nucleic acid binding; RNA-DNA hybrid ribonuclease activity. Bases 1 to 816 code for a protein of 271 amino acids. Lineage: Eukaryota; Viridiplantae; Streptophyta; Magnoliopsida; Brassicales; Brassicaceae. The record is from RefSeq and is a predicted model, not a curated record.
AUGUGUAUUCGCUACGGAGAUUCAGAAUCUAUAGCUCAUAUUCUCUUCCACUGCCCUUUUGCGAAGGAAGUCUGGGAGUUUGGACCGUGGGAGCAUAGCUUAGACACCUCCACACAGAGCUCUUUCUUCGAGAAGCUACAAUUCUCCAAGCAUCAACCUCCUCUACCCCCUUAUGGUUUCACGGGUAAUGCCUUCCCAUGGAUCUGCUGGACACUAUGGACCUCGCGAAAUCAACUCAUAUUCGAAAACCGAUCUCAAUCAGCAACAGAAGCCUUUUCAAAAGCUCUAGGAAGUCUCAAAGAAUGGGAAGCCGCACAGCCUACUACGCAGGAAUCAAAACAAAAUUACUCACCUCGGUGCCAUGCAUCAACUGAGAACUCGAUGGAAAUCUCCUACAAUACAGAUGCUUCGUGGAAAGGAGGGAUCCAAUCGGCGGGUUUGGCCUGGAUCUUCACCGACCCGGCGUCGAAGGAACUACACAGAGGAUCAGCCGCACAAGACUUCGUCUCCUCGCCUUGUAUGGCUGAAGCCCUUGCCAUUCGAGAAGCUCUCCUCCAAGCGGCCACCCUCAACUACCGUCAUAUCUGUGUAAAAUCAGACUCUCAAGUACUCGUUUACACGAUCUCUACCCGUCGACGAUCAAUGGAACUCUUCGGAGUCCUCGCCGAUAUCGACGACCUCGCUUUCUUAGCUUUUUCUCUGUUUCUGUCUUGUCGUUUUCUUUUCAUUCUAUGGGCCUUUAAUGGACUUGCUGAUGGGCUUGCAAAGAAUUGUCUAGCAACUCAUUUAAUCAGCAACCCAUCUCCUGUAACCUAA